AUGCCUAUCCCGUUCGCACUCGUCUGCGACCUGCUGGACGAGUGCCAUCGGCUCCGCCUGGCCCAAAAACCAAACGCAAAGGUGGUGGCCGAUUGGUUUGUGAAUCACCGGAGCCUCAUCGAUGCCCAGGACGCUGAUCUGGCGGCACUGUUAUCGACGUUGCUACCGGAGAAGAGAACCGACCGCGUCUAUUGCAUACGCGAUGCUAGCCUCGAAAGGAUUGUAGGUCGGGCCUUGAUGCUCGGCGCAUCUCGAUUGGCAGAGCUUGCCAGGUACAAGCAGCCAGGCCUGGGUCUGGAUCUCGCCGACUGCACCGAGCGGAUUCUGACCGUCACACCGAACCCUUCGUACAGCGCGAAGCACCAGGUCUCCGUCGAAGAACUUGAUGAAACCCUGCACGGUUUGGCAUCAAGGAUCAAGUGGAGCUCUCCCGCUAUCCGGAGCUCGCAUGCCUCCUUUUCCUCGCGAGACCGGACCGAUCUGGAAGGCGUCUACCGCCGGCUCACCAUUCAUGUCAUCCAAGACGCCAAGGGGAAGCUCGCAAAUUCUGUGUGCCCGGUGCCGCUCACCAACAGCAUGCUAGCGUCUGUCAGCCCUCGGCUAGGGAUAAAAGUAGGCAGACAGAAUUGGUUCAAAGCUCGAAGCAUAAAACAUUGCGUCAGCUUGGGCCAUGGCCACAUGUCUGUCGAAAAGAAAUUGGACGGAGAGUACUGUCAAAUUCAUGUCAACGUCACCUCGCGGCCGCCGAGCAUUCAAAUCUUUUCCAAAAGUGGAAAGGACAGCACGGAGGACAGGCAGGCUCUGCGAGGGUACGCCGGUGAACCGUCAACCUGA
Messenger RNA from Drechmeria coniospora, 834 nucleotides. RefSeq lists its product as uncharacterized. Gene Ontology annotation, cellular component: DNA ligase IV complex. Lineage: Eukaryota; Fungi; Ascomycota; Sordariomycetes; Hypocreales; Ophiocordycipitaceae. Gene Ontology annotation, molecular function: DNA binding; ATP binding; DNA ligase (ATP) activity. The transcript is spliced from 3 exons. The coding region runs from base 1 to 834 and encodes 277 amino acids. Gene Ontology annotation, biological process: nucleotide-excision repair, DNA gap filling; double-strand break repair via nonhomologous end joining; DNA recombination. The record is from RefSeq and is a predicted model, not a curated record.